Molecule: messenger RNA, 1470 nt
Organism: Saccharomyces paradoxus
Lineage: Eukaryota; Fungi; Ascomycota; Saccharomycetes; Saccharomycetales; Saccharomycetaceae
Gene: DIT2
Product: putative cytochrome P450
Exons: 1
Coding region: 1-1470 (489 amino acids)
Molecular function (GO): heme binding; iron ion binding; monooxygenase activity
Source: RefSeq, a predicted model, not a curated record
AUGGAGUUAUUUAAGCUUCUGGGGUUAAUUUUAUUUCUUACCAUUUCCUAUAUCGCCUUUGCGAUUAUUGUCCCUCCUCUGAAUUUUCCCAAAAAUAUACCCACCAUCCCAUUUUACGUGGUAUUCUUACCGGUGGUAUUUCCCAUUGAUCAGACGGAACUAUAUGAUCUAUAUAUUAGAGAAUCAAUGGAAAAAUACGGCGCUGUGAAAUUUUUCUUUGGUUCACGCUGGAACAUUCUCGUUUCUCGUUCUGAGUAUCUAGCACAAAUAUUCAAAGAUGAGGAUACUUUUGCGAAGAGCGGCAAUCAGAAGAAAAUUCCAUACAGUGCUCUCGCCGCUUAUACAGGGGAUAACGUCAUUAGCGCGCAUGGUGCAGUUUGGAGGGACUACAGAAAUGCUGUGACAAAUGGGCUGCAGCAUUUUGACGAUACACCUAUAUUCAAAAAUGCGAAGCUUUUAUGCACUUUGAUUAAAAGAAGACUUCAAGAAGGACAGCUUUCAAUCCAGAUGGGGCCUUUAUCUCAGAGAUUGGCAUUGGAUAACAUUUCUCAGGUCGCCCUUGGAUUCGAUUUUGGUACUUUAAAACAUGAAAAAAAUGCUUUUCAUGAGCAUUUAAUUCGUAUCAAGAAGCAAAUAUUUCAUCCAUUCUUUUUAACUUUUCCAUUCCUUGAUUUACUUCCAAUUCCUUCAAGAAAAAAGGCUUUCAAGGAUGUUGCUAGUUUUAGAGAGCUUCUCGUCAAAAGAGUCCAAGAUGAAUUGGUUAAUACUUAUAAAUUUGAACAAACGACUUUUGCCGCUAGUGAUCUCAUUCGAGCUCAUAAUAACGAAAUAAUCGACUACAGACAGUUGACCGACAACAUCGUCAUCAUCCUUGUUGCUGGCCACGAAAACCCGCAGUUGCUGUUUAGUACUUCAUUAUACCUUCUGGCUAAAUAUUCAAAUGUGUGGCAGGAGAGGCUCAGACAGGAAGUAAAUGGCGUCACAGAUCCAAAAAUCUUAGCCGAUUUACCCCUAUUAAACGCGUUUCUUUUGGAAGCAGUAAGAUUGUAUCCUCCUUUGAGCACCAUUAUCAAUAGGUGCACUACUAGAACAUGCAAACUGGGGCCAGAAAUUGUUAUACCCAAGGGUGUAUAUGUAGGAUACAACAAUUUUGGAACAUCACAUGAUCCUAGAACUUGGGGCGCAACUGCAGAUGAUUUUAAACCAGAAAGGUGGGGUUCAGAUAUUGAAACUAUAAGGAAAAACUGGAGAAUGGCCAAGAACAGAUGUUCUGUGACCGGGUUUCAUGGAGGCCGAAGAGCAUGCUUGGGAGAAAAAUUGGCUUUAACAGAAAUGAGGAUUACAUUAGCUGAAAUGUUGAAACAGUUUCGAUGGAGCCUUGACCCUGAAUGGGAAGAAAAACUAACUCCUGCAGGGCCUCUUUGUCCUUUAAAUUUGAAGUUAAAAUUCACCGAAAAUAUAACGGAAUAA